Cherax quadricarinatus is the source of this 579-nucleotide messenger RNA. Lineage: Eukaryota; Metazoa; Arthropoda; Malacostraca; Decapoda; Parastacidae. The record is from RefSeq and is a predicted model, not a curated record.
UCAUGCACUGCGUGCUGCAGGAUUUGUUUUAUAUGGUGCACACUUACCACAUAGAUCCAUUCUCUCAUAUCUAGACCCAAAUUUACUGCUCACAGCUUAUCUGAGUGAGCUGAGCUCGUGGCAUAGAUCUACAGCUUGGACCCUGUGGAGUGAAGAUAAUUUAUUUUAUUUUUCUUCCCAGGAGCAAGUUCAGAAAUUAGUGGUUGGAACUAUCCCUCGAUCACUUUGGGUGACACUUGAAGAUGACCUUGUUGAUGCUUGUAAACCUGGAGAUGAUGUUUUAAUCUGGUUCGUAAUAAGCAACGGUCUGGGACAGUGAUUACAGAUGAGAUGCGAGAGGAAUUUGCUGAGUUUUGGGACCAACACAAAUAUAAUCCUCUGACAGCAAGAAACAUUUUAUUAGCUUCAUUCUGUCCUCAGGUGUAUGGACUAUAUGUGGUUAAGUUAGCAGUUGCUGUGGUGGUUGCAGGUGGCAUGCAAAAAGUAGAUACAAGUUGUACCAGAAUCAGGGGAGAGUCUCAUCUUCUGCUAGUAGGAGAUCCAGGAACAGGUAAGAGUCAGUUCCUAAAAUUGUUUUAA